AUGCGCACGAGAAGAGCAGGAACCAACGGGGUGUACAGAAGACGUCUUCUUGAGACCAGAACCACCUCGGAUGGUGCUCGAUCGGGCAAGGCCAAUCAAGACGCCAUCAGUCGGACGUCACAGACCAAUGCGACUGUCUCCGCGUCCCCUCAACCGGAUCGUCCGUCGAUGAACAUUUCCGGUGAAAGACCGUCAAUGGAGCAGACGGACGGCGUCAGGUUGGUACAGUACCUCGUCGGCAGGGAUCCGAGCGUGAUGGAGACGUGA
Colletotrichum orchidophilum is the source of this 267-nucleotide messenger RNA. RefSeq lists its product as uncharacterized. Bases 1 to 267 code for a protein of 88 amino acids. The record is from RefSeq and is a predicted model, not a curated record. NCBI's taxonomy places the organism in Eukaryota, Fungi, Ascomycota, Sordariomycetes, Glomerellales, Glomerellaceae. The transcript has 3 exons.